AUUCUGAAUACAUCAAAAUCAAAGACCGGAUAAGAAAAUUGUAUAGAAUUUCUUGAAAAUAGAAGUUUUCUUCCAUAAAUCCUUGACUAAUAACUUUAACUUUAAUAAAUAUCACCACGAUGACUGAUAUAAAAUCGUUUUUCCAUGAGUGGUGUGCUAAAAACAAAGCGGAACCAGCAUUUGAUGUCCGGCCAACUGGACCGAAACAUCGUCAACGCUUCCUCUGCGAAGUGCGCGUGGCUCCCUAUCCCUACGUCGCUGCUGGAAACUCGACAAACAAAAAAGACGCCGAGCGUAAUGCUGCUCGAGAUUUCAUCAACUUCCUCGUAAGAAGCGGCAAAAUAGCUGCCGGUGAUGUGCCUGGUGAUAUGGGCGUUGGUGCUGGCGGGGGCGGCCCUCCAGGCGAUGGCGAUUCAGGCCAAGGAGGAGGCGGUGCCAAUGACGGUGGAUUCGGCGGUGGAUCGAAUCGCCGAGUCUUCUCAGAUAACAUGGGUCCCCAGGACUUGGGCCAGGCCUAUCGGCCAAUGGAGAACCGUGAAUUCAAUUUCAUCGAUCGAGCUCAACAACAACUCAAGAUGGAGGAAGCCGAGUCGCUCGAUGUGAAUUCCGCCAUUCACGGCAACUGGACCAUCGAGAAUGCCAAAGCCAAAUUGCAUCAAUUCAUGCAAAUGAACAAGAUCCAAGCCGAUUAUAAAUACACGGCCGUUGGCCCCGAUCACUCCAGGAGUUUCAUGGCAGAAAUGCACAUUUAUGUUCGUGAAUUGAAGCGUAACAUAACUUCCCGUGAAACCGGGUCGAAUAAACAAUCGGCGAGUAAAUCGUGUGCUCUGUCACUGGUCCGACAGUUGUACCAUUUGGGUGUUAUCGAAGCCUUCUCGGGAACUCUGAAACAACGUAAAGACGACGAAGAGCUGAAACCUUAUCCAGUUGGGGUUAAUCCACAGCUUGUUGUAGAGGUUGAAAACGUUGCCAAUGAAUUGGGACUAGCCAUUGCCAAUCCAUUAGGAGCUCCUAACGAGUCUACUCCAAUUAGUUUAGUGGUUGGUGUGAAGAAGGAGCCACAACGGAAGCUAAGUGAUGCCCAGAUUCAAGGCGCUGUCAUUCCAUGGGCUCCACCACAACCCAAUUGGAAUGCUUGGAAUGCGUGUAAUAUCGAUGAGGGUUACUUGGCCAAUGCAAGUCUCGAUGAGCUUUGCAAUGAUCUGGAAGCAACAACAAAAGAAAAACGAAUGAAUAAUCCAGAAUAUCAGAAAUUCCUUGAGUUCCGUGAGAAACUUCCAAUCUCAGCAAUGCGUAGCGAGAUCAUGACAGCAAUCAACGACUGUCCAGUGGUCAUUAUUCGCGGUAAUACGGGUUGUGGUAAGACAACCCAAAUCGCCCAAUACAUUCUGGAGGAUUACAUAAGCUCAGGCCAAGGAGCCUGGUGUAACAUCUAUGUCACCCAACCGCGUCGAAUCUCGGCCAUUUCUGUGGCUGAGCGCGUGGCCAAUGAACGUUGUGAAAACCUCGGCGAGAGCGUGGGUUACUCUGUUCGAUUCGAGUCGGUAAUGCCGCGUCCCUAUGGAGCUAUCCUCUUUUGUACCGUGGGUGUAUUGUUGCGAAAGCUUGAAGCAGGUCUGCGGGGUAUCUCUCACAUUAUUGUCGAUGAAAUUCACGAACGUGACGUGAACAGUGACUUCCUGUUGGUCAUUCUGCGAGACAUGAUCCACACAUAUCCCGAUUUGAGGGUGAUUCUUAUGUCGGCCACCAUCGAUACGACCAUGUUCUCGAAUUACUACGGUGGGUGUCCAGUCAUUGAGGUACCUGGUCGGGCUUAUCCAGUGCAACAGUACUUCUUGGAGGACUGCAUUGAGAUGACUGGCUUCGUGCCAACUCCAGAGAAUCGCAAAAACCGCAAGGAAAAGGAUGACGAUGAAACAGCAGUGGCUGCCGAAAAUGCUGAUUCAGCGGAAUUCCAAAACUUCAACAAGGUCAUCAAUGACCCCAAGUAUUCACAGCAAACUCGCAGUUCAAUGGCUUUGAUCUCAGAGUCGGAAUGUAGCUUCGAGUUGAUUGAAGCGCUUCUGGCCCACAUAAAGAGCAAGAAUGUUGCCGGAGCCAUCCUCAUUUUCCUUCCAGGUUGGAAUUUGAUUUUCGCGCUGAUGAAGUUCUUGCAGAAUAGUUCCAAUUUUGGUGGACCGAACUUUAGGAUUCUACCAUGUCAUUCACAGAUUCCGAGAGAGGAUCAAAGGAAGGUGUUCGAGCCAGUUCCCAAUGGAGUAACUAAGAUCAUCCUUUCUACAAACAUUGCUGAGACUUCCAUAACCAUCGAUGACAUCGUAUUUGUCAUCGACAUUUGCAAGGCUCGCAUGAAGAUGUUCACUUCGCACAACAAUCUCACCAGUUAUGCCACAGUCUGGGCGAGCAGAACCAACUUGGAGCAGCGCAAAGGUCGUGCUGGUCGUGUACGUCCAGGUUUCUGUUUCACGCUCUGUUCUAAGGCUCGAUUUGAUGCUCUGGAGGAACAUCUUACACCGGAGAUGUUCCGGACGCCACUUCACGAAAUGGCUCUGACUAUAAAGUUGUUGCGUUUGGGUUCUAUUCAUCAGUUCUUGUCCAAGGCCAUCGAACCACCACCGCUCGAUGCUGUAAUUGAAGCCGAAGUCCUUCUGCGUGACAUGCGGUGUUUGGAUGCUUCGGACGAGUUGACUCCGCUUGGAAAGAUUCUUGCUCGGCUUCCAAUCGAACCGCGGUUGGGUAAAAUGAUGAUUUUUGGUGUGAUAUUCGGUUGUGGGGACAUCCUCUCGGGAAUGGCAGCCUAUUCGAGUACAUUUUCGGAGGUAUUUGCUCUGGAUAUGGGUCAACGACGUUUGGCCAAUCAUCAGAAGGCUUUGGGCGGUCGAAAGUGCUCCGAUCAUGUAGCUAUGGUUGUGGCCACCCAGAUGUGGGAAAAUGCCCGACACAAGGGUGAGGAUGAGGAGAUUCGUUUCUGUGAAUGGAAGGGACUGCAGCUAUCAACAAUGCGAGUAAUGGCCGAUGCUAGGAAUCAACUUCUGGAUCUCCUGCAGCAGGCUGGCUUCCCCGAAGAGUCAAUGAUAACCGGGAAGGUGGAUGCCAAUUCGAAUGAUCCUGUCUUGGAUAUGACUACAGCUUUGCUGUGCGCCGGAUUGUAUCCAAAUGUUUGCUAUCACAAGGAGAAGCGUAAGGUUCUUACGACCGAAUCCAAGGCCGCUCUGAUUCACAAAACUUCGGUAAAUUGCAGCAAUUUGGCUGUCACCUUCCCCUAUCCAUUCUUUGUCUUCGGAGAGAAGAUUCGGACGCGAGCGGUUUCUUGCAAACAGAUGACAAUGGUGGCUCCCUUGCAUUUACUUCUGUUUGGCUGCCGUAAGAUCGACUGGAUCAAGGACAACAUUGUGCGAUUGGACAAUUGGUUGAACUUUGAAAUGGAUCCAAAAACAGCGGCUACAAUUGCGGCACUAAAGCCAGGCAUCGAGGAGCUGAUCACAAUUGCAUGUAACAAUCCAGAAGACGUCUUGAAAAUGGAUGAUGCUAAUGCCAGGCUAGUUCAAGUCGUGAAGGAUCUAUGUGUUAUGGAUGCGGGAGAUUAUCAAGUGUCUCGUGAUGCGGGGGUUUUACCAUUCCAAAGUAGGAUGGGAGGAGGUGGAGGAGGAGGCGGUCCACCAAAUAAAAUGCGUCGCAUGGAUGGAGGAGAUGGAAGCGGUGGAUUUGGAGGUGGUGGUGGUUUUGGUGGCAAUGGAGGUGGUGGACGGUAUGGAAGCAGUGGUUUUGGAAAUGGAGGUGGUGGAUUUGGAGGUGGCGGUGGUGGUGGUCGAUAUGGCAGUGGAGGUGGUGGUGGCUAUGGAGGUGGUGGCGGAAGAGGAAGCUUUGGCGGUGGUGGUGGCGGUGGAUACGGAGGCGGUGGUGGCGGGGCUGGAUACGGAAGUGGAGGUGGUGGUGGAUACGGAAGUGGUGGUGGUGGUGGCUACGGAGGUGGUGGUGGUUAUGGAGGUGGUGGACGAUUUGGUGGCCGUGGAGGUCGCGGAGGGAGACGAUUUUAAGAUAUAAAUAAUAAACUAGUAUUUAAAUCAAAACUUAAUUUUCUAUUUAUUUUUUCUCACCACAGAGAAAUAUGAAACAUUUUUCAUGGAACUUUUUGUUUUUUUUGAUAAAUUAAAAAUGUUCAACGAACUGGUA
This is a messenger RNA of Eupeodes corollae, 4173 nucleotides long. RefSeq names its product dosage compensation regulator (gene mle). Gene Ontology annotation, molecular function: 3'-5' DNA helicase activity; double-stranded RNA binding; ATP binding. Gene Ontology annotation, cellular component: ribonucleoprotein complex; intracellular anatomical structure; nucleolus. NCBI's taxonomy places the organism in Eukaryota, Metazoa, Arthropoda, Insecta, Diptera, Syrphidae. The coding region runs from base 120 to 4037 and encodes 1305 amino acids. Gene Ontology annotation, biological process: regulation of mRNA processing; positive regulation of transcription by RNA polymerase II. The transcript has 6 exons. The record is from RefSeq and is a predicted model, not a curated record.